AGUAAUUGACCCAGGACUCAUUUUCAGGAAAACAGCUUCCUUCAAAAUGGUAAAAUGAUGAAAUGAGGAAUUUGAACCCUUUUUUCCUCCGGAUGGGGAUCUUCAGAGGAUGAAAAAGAGCGAUUUAUCCAAGCUAUGUGGUAAAAUAGGGAAUUUGAAGAAGAUGGAAAUGUUUACGUUUUUGUUGAUGUGUAUCUUUCUGCCCAUCAUAAGAGGGCACAGUCUCUUCACCUGUGAACCAAUUACAGUUCCCAGAUGUAUGAAAAUGGCCUACAACAUGACAUUUUUCCCUAAUCUGAUGGGUCAUUAUGAUCAGGGUAUUGCUGCUGUGGAAAUGGAGCAUUUUCUUCCUCUUGCAAAUCUGGAAUGUUCACCAAAUGUUGAAACUUUCCUUUGCAAAGCUUUUGUACCAACCUGCACAGAGCAAAUUCAUGUGGUUCCACCUUGCCGUAAAUUUUGCGAGAAAGUAUAUUCUGAUUGCAAAAAAUUAAUUGACACUUUUGGGAUCCGAUGGCCUGAGGAACUUGAAUGUAACAGAUUACAAUACUGUGAUGAAGCUGUUCCUGUAACUUUUGAUCUACACACAGAAUUUCUUAGUCCUCAGAAGAAAACAGAACAAGUCCAAAGAGAUAUUGGAUUUUGGUGUCCGAGGCAUCUUAAGACUUCUGGAGGACAAGGCUUUAAGUUUCUGGGAAUUGACCAAUGUGCACCUCCAUGCCCCAACAUGUAUUUUAAAAGUGAUGAACUUGAGUUUGCAAAAAGUUUUAUUGGAAUAGUUUCAAUAUUCUGUCUUUGUGCAACUCUGUUCACAUUCCUUACUUUUUUAAUUGAUGUUAAAAGAUUCAGAUACCCAGAGAGACCAAUUAUUUAUUACUCUGUCUGUUACAGCAUUGUAUCUCUUAUGUACUUUAUUGGAUUUUUGCUAGGUGAUCGCACAGCCUGCAAGAAGGCAGAUGAGAAGCUUGAACUUGGUGACACAGUUGUUCUGGGCUCUCAAAAUAAGGCUUGCACCGUUUUGUUUAUGUUUUUGUAUUUUUUCACAAUGGCUGGCACUGUGUGGUGGGUGAUUCUUACCAUUACUUGGUUCUUAGCUGCAGGAAGAAAAUGGAGUUGUGAAGCCAUUGAACAAAAAGCAGUGUGGUUUCAUGCUGUUGCAUGGGGAAUACCAGGUUUUCUGACUGUUAUGCUUCUUGCUAUGAACAAAGUUGAAGGAGACAACAUCAGUGGAGUGUGCUUUGUUGGCCUUUAUGACCUGGAUGCUUCUCGUUACUUUGUUCUUUUGCCACUCUGCCUGUGUGUGUUUGUUGGGCUGUCUCUUCUUUUAGCUGGCAUUAUUUCCUUAAAUCACGUUCGACAAGUUAUACAGCAUGAUGGCCGGAACCAAGAAAAACUAAAGAAAUUCAUGAUUCGGAUUGGAGUCUUCAGUGGCCUGUAUCUUGUGCCAUUAGUGACACUCCUCGGAUGUUAUGUCUAUGAGCAAGUGAACAGGUUUACCUGGGAAGUAACUUGGGUCUCUGAUCAUUGUCGUCAGUACCACAUCCCAUGUCCUUAUCAGGCAAAAACAAAAGCUCGACCAGAAUUGGCCUUGUUUAUGAUAAAAUACCUGAUGACCUUAAUUGUUGGCAUCUCUGCUGUCUUCUGGGUUGGAAGCAAAAAGACCUGCACAGAAUGGGCUGGGUUUUUUAAAAGAAAUCGCAAGAGAGAUCCAAUCAGUGAAAGUCGAAGAGUUCUACAGGAGUCAUGUGAGUUUUUCUUAAAGCACAAUUCUAAAGUUAAACACAAAAAGAAGCACUAUAAACCAAGUUCACACAAGCUGAAGGUCAUUUCCAAAUCCAUGGGAACCAGCACAGGUGCUACUGCAAGUCAUGGCACUUCUGCAGUGGCCAUCACCAACCACGACUACUUAGGACAAGAAACUGUGACAGAAAUCCAGACUUCGCCAGAAGCAUCAGUAAGAGCAGACGGAGAAAGCACCUCCAAGUUAGGAGAACAGGACUGUGGGGAGCCUGUCUCCCCAGCAGCAUCCAACUGCAAACGCUCCGGGGAACAGGCCAGCAGGAAAGGCCAGGCGGGCAGCGGGAACGAUAAGAGCAGUGUGUCGGGAAGUGCGCGGGGUGAAGGAAGGGUAAGUCCAAAGAGUGAUAUUACUGAAACCGGCCCGAUGCAGAACAACAAUUUGCAGGCCCCCAGUUCUUCAGAACCAAGCAGCCUCAGAGGCUCCACAUCUCUGCUUGUUCACUCGGCUUCAGGAGAGAGAAAAGAGCAGCGAGCUGGGAGUCAUUCAGAUGCUUGAAAACAUUUAUCCUGUUACUUAGAAGCAAAUUCGUAUUACACUGGAAGUGACCUAUGCACUGUUUUAUAAGAAUCACUGUUAUGUUCUUUUGCACUUAGAGCUGCAUUGCCUACUGUUAUCCUGGAAAUAAUAGAUUUCAAGAAUAAUACAGUUCAUUUCACACAAAGGUUAAUGACAACAGUAUACCUGAAACUAGAAACGUGCAGGUUUGUAAUAUUUUCUAAGUUGUGUGGGAGGAUAGAGUUAGUGGAAUCUUCCUUUUUUAUUUAUGAAGAUUCUACUCUUUUUAAAAGUAUUUUAAGAUGUACUAUGCUGUUUCACUUUUUUGAUAUAAAAUCAAAAUUGUUCUUUGUUGAAGUAUUUAAAACUUACCUUUGUAUCUUUUAUAUCUAUUUGAAGAUAAGCUUAUAUAUAUUUGAAUUUUUGUGGAAAUCCUGAAAAUUCGAUUGAAAUAUUUUUACUAUGUUAUUCUGAUAUUGUAGCACUUUGGUAGCUUUUACACUGAAUUUCUGAGACAAUUGUAAAAUAGAAUUGUUUUAUAGUAUAAAAAAUAUUUGACACACCAGAAAGUCUUAUAAUAGGAAUUAAGCUUUAAAAACC
Carlito syrichta (Philippine tarsier) is the source of this 2893-nucleotide messenger RNA. RefSeq names its product frizzled class receptor 6 (gene FZD6). The transcript is spliced from 6 exons. Gene Ontology annotation, molecular function: Wnt receptor activity; Wnt-protein binding. NCBI's taxonomy places the organism in Eukaryota, Metazoa, Chordata, Mammalia, Primates, Tarsiidae. Gene Ontology annotation, biological process: canonical Wnt signaling pathway; non-canonical Wnt signaling pathway. Gene Ontology annotation, cellular component: plasma membrane. The coding region runs from base 110 to 2293 and encodes 727 amino acids. The record is from RefSeq and is a predicted model, not a curated record.